AUGGCCGCCUAUCUCACCAAGCGUAUCACCCAUCCUCACCACGGCAUUCCCGUCUCGAGGCCCGAAACUCCAGCUCCGGCCAAGACAGAAAAGUGCAGCCAUCCCAUCCCCAAUGUUGCAGCCAAAGGCGUUCCCUUUUUCACCCCAGAGCAGGAUCCCCCUGCUGGUCUGGCCAUCAAACCCGACGAUGGAAGACCCGUGCCCAGGUUAUUCCAACCUCUCAAGAUCCGCGGCGUCACGAUGCAGAAUAGGAUCUGGGUGAGUCCCAUGUGUCAGUACUCGUGCCAUGAGGGCUUUAUGACGCCUUGGCACAUUACUCAUUACGGAGGCAUGGCUCAGCGUGGUCCUGGACUUAUGAUGCUGGAGGCCACUGCUGUGCAGGCCAAUGGUCGUAUCACACCAGAGGACGCUGGUAUCUGGCUCGACGCCCACGUCGACACACUCCGCAAAAACGUCGACUUUGCACACAGCCAAAACACCAACAUCGCCAUCCAACUCGCCCACGCAGGCCGCAAAGCCAGCUGUGUAGCCCCCUGGCUCAGCGCCGGCGCCACAGCAACAGAGGAAGUCAACGGCUGGCCCGACGACGUCGUAGGACCCAGCACUGAACCCUUCAACGAGCAUCACCCCACGCCUCGCAGCAUGAGCAUCCAAGAGAUUAACCAGCUCAAGAAAGAUUUCGUCAAAGCUGCGAACCGCGCUGUAACUGCUGGUUUUGAUGUGAUUGAGCUGCAUUUUGCGCAUGGGUAUUUGGUCAGUUCGUUUUUGACGCCGAGCGUCAAUAAGAGGACUGAUCAGUACGGCGGAAGUUUCGAGAAUAGAACUCGUCUUGCGCUGGAGUUGGUUGAGGAAGUAAGGGCUGUUAUUCCGGAGACUAUGCCGCUGUUUGUGCGGAUUAGUGCGACGGAUUGGCUGGAUACUAACUCUGAGUACAACGGCGAGAGCUGGACUGUUGAUCAGGCUGCCAGACUCACACAGCUUUUUGCAGAGCGCGGCGUCGAUGUGAUCGAUGUGUCAAGCGGUGGUAACCAUCCCAUGCAGAAAGUCCAAGGAGGACCAGGAUAUCAGGCCAAGUUUGCAAAGUAUAUCAAGAAAGAGGUCGGCGAUAAAAUUCUCGUCAGCACGGUUGGAAGUAUCAAGACGGGAACUUUGGCUGAGGAGAUUAUUUCUGGGGAAGAUGGUGUUCCGCUUGAUCUUGUCGCUGCGGGACGAAUGUUUCAGAAGAAUCCGGGACUUGUGUGGGCGUGGGCGGACGAUUUAGACAUUGAGAUUCAGCUUGCGCAUCAGAUUGGGUGGGGGUUUGGGGGGAGGGCGACGAAGAAGGGUGAUCAUGUCAAGAUGAGCAUUCCUUGA
This is a messenger RNA of Fusarium graminearum PH-1, 1353 nucleotides long. RefSeq lists its product as uncharacterized. Bases 1 to 1353 code for a protein of 450 amino acids. Gene Ontology annotation, cellular component: intracellular anatomical structure. Gene Ontology annotation, molecular function: NADPH dehydrogenase activity; FMN binding; NADP binding. NCBI's taxonomy places the organism in Eukaryota, Fungi, Ascomycota, Sordariomycetes, Hypocreales, Nectriaceae. The record is from RefSeq and is a predicted model, not a curated record. The transcript is spliced from 3 exons.